AUGCUGGAAAAUAAUGCAGCUAGUAAUGUCGAAACUUGUGAGGGAGAGUGUCAAUUUCCUGAAGAUUUAAAACAACAUAGAAUUUCCAAGACCGCAAUGUCUCCAGAGAUUGCUGAUCGUUCAUUAUAUUGUGGUAUCUACAAAUGGCGUCCUCCGUUUUUGCGUAGUUCUGGAAACCUAAUAGCUUUCCUUGCUGCUGCUUGCUUUAUAUCUUGCCUGCAGUCUUCUUUUUCUGGUUACACAAGCUCUCAAGUGACAACUUUAGAAAAACGGUUUGCGAUAGGCAGCAGUGUUAUAGGAGUAAUCAAUUCUUGUUUUGAAGUUGGCUAUAUUUUUUCUGUUACAUAUGUCAGUUACGUUGGAAGUCAUGGUCGAGUACCUGUGUGGAUAUCAAUUGGUCUUUUUAUAAUGUCCGCUGGAUCAUUUUUGUGGUCUCUGCCUCACUUCGUUUUCUUUGAUAGGAGUAGAACAAGUUCUGUUUCCUUAAAUGAACAACUUUGUGUUUUAUCCAAGAAUACAAGUACCUGCGCUGAAGGAUGUGAUGACAAGUCGUUAAUUGGCUGUUCAGAAUCUUCUACCAUUGGUUAUGCCUUUCUUCCCGUUUUUAUUCUUGCCCAGCUGUUGAUUGGUGCUGGUUCGAGUCCAAUUUUGACAUUAACCCCCCCUUUCAUCGAUGAUCAUGUACCUUCUUCUAAAGCGCCCCCAAUGAUAGCUUCGCUAUAUGCAGCUUCAGCAAUGGGUCCUGUUAUAGGAUUUGCCUUGGGAGCGUUUUUGCUGCAGUACCCAGCUGAUGUCUUAACUAUGUAUAGACCUUUCAAAAUAGGUCCUGGUGAUCCUGAAUGGAUUGGUGCCUGGUGGGCCGGAUUCAUUUUAUUAGGAGGUCUUGUUUUCAUUGGGGCCAUUAUACUCUUGAUGUUUCCGAGAAAAUUACAGGAAUUCUCUUGUGAUCCUUUGAAAUCGAAGAAAUUGUCCAUUAAGAGUGUACCAAUGAAUAAUGGUUGUGUAUUAAGUGAAUCAACUCCAAUGAGGCCACAUGAUAAAUGUACAAAUUCUACGUUAGAAACUGAAAUAAAUCCUGACAAUGACUCUGAAUAUCAAAGCCCUUGGUCAGAUUUUUCUUCUUCACGACGAAGUCAACGAAAAAGUCGAAGCUCAAAUCCUCAUUUUCAAAGUCAACCGCUUGAUUCAAAGAAUACAUGGAGUGAUUUUAGUACCGUCGUGUGUUCACUUAUUCGAAAUAAAAUUUACAUUAUGGCUUGUUUUUGUAUAUGUUCAGAAAUGUUUAUUGUUGUUGGGUUUGCAUCAUUUUUACCAAAAUAUUUAGAAAUGGGAUUUCGAAUUAAUAAAUCGUCAAGCAGUUUAAUAGCUGGUGGUCUGAUUGUACCCUGUGGUGCGUUCGGCAUUUUAGUUGGUGGGAUUAUUCUCAAUAGAUUUCAAUUUCGUCGUAAAGGUGCUAUCCGAUUUGUUCUCGUCGUUAAUUUGAUCAUUUUAGCUUGUAUGUGUUCAUUUUUCUUUUUGGGCUGUAAAAAUCCCUCAAUUGCUGGUUUAACUGUGUCUUAUCCAGAAGAUUCACCUUAUUCACGUAACAUGUUACCAGUAUGCAAUGCUAAUUGUUCAUGUAAUCAAAAUGAAUGGUCUCCAGUGUGUCAUUUAGCUUCUGAUAUCACGUACAUUUCACCUUGUCAUGCCGGUUGUCAAGACAGAUUCCUUCUCAAUAACUCAAUAUAUGAGUUUCGUAAAUGUGCUUGUACAUUACACAGCAUCAAUAAUAACAGUAUUGUUUCAUCUAAGAUUACUGAUGUAACAAAACCUGGUGAAUGUGAUUUACACUGUCAUACACUGAUUCCAUUUGUUGUUCUAUUAACAUUUUUAUUAUUUCUAACUGGUGUAAUUCAAAAUCCUUUAUUAAUGGUUACAAUGCGAUCAGUUGAUCAUAAUCAACGUUCUUUUGCUUUGGGCCUUCAAUUUACAAUAGUACGAUUGUUUUCUUAUUUACCUUCACCAAUCGUAUACGGACGUGUGAUUGAUGGAGCAUGUCGAUUUUGGCGAACAGAAUGUGGUCGUGUAGGUGAUUGUGCUUUUGUAGAUGUGCGAGAUUUAAAUUUAUAUAUAACUGGCCUUGGAUUCGUUGUCAAAGGAUCUGGUCUUUUAUUUUAUUUUUUCCUACUGUACUUUCUUUAUCGUGACAAAUCAGCUGAUAACACUACUUUUAAUAAUCAUGGUAGUUUAGCCAAUGAACCUAAACAUUUACAUGGUGAAGUUAACGGUCCAAAAGUACCAACUGUUAUUGUAUCGUAUAGUAGGCCAUGA
Molecule: messenger RNA, 2310 nt
Organism: Schistosoma curassoni
Lineage: Eukaryota; Metazoa; Platyhelminthes; Trematoda; Strigeidida; Schistosomatidae
Source: the annotation of a GenBank genome assembly